This is a messenger RNA of Ochotona princeps (American pika), 690 nucleotides long. RefSeq names its product lymphocyte antigen 6D-like. Bases 73 to 408 code for a protein of 111 amino acids. The record is from RefSeq and is a predicted model, not a curated record. Lineage: Eukaryota; Metazoa; Chordata; Mammalia; Lagomorpha; Ochotonidae. Gene Ontology annotation, molecular function: acetylcholine receptor inhibitor activity. The transcript has 3 exons.
CUGGCUGCCUCCUGUUCAAUUGCUCUGUGCACGGACACUGCCUGCCUGCCUGUCCACCUGCCCAGCCUGGGGAUGAGGACCCAUCUGCUGUGGUUGCUGCCUCUGCUGCUGCUGGCACGGCCAGCCCACAUGCUGACAUGUCAUGAGUGUAUGGCUAUGAGGAACUGCUUCCAGCCCACAUCUUGCCCAAAUGGCACACGCUACUGCCUGACCACGUGGAACAGUCUCCCCAACCAGAAAACGCUGGUGAUAAAGUCCUGUGCUUACACCUGCCCUGGCUACCAGGAGAGCUUGGCUCAGUCCAGGGCCUCCUGCUGCAACACUGACGUCUGCAAUGGGUCAGCACGCCACAGCGGCUUCUGGGGGCUGCUGGCCCUCAGCCUCGGGGUCGCCAUCCUCUGCACGUAGCCGUGGGGCUCAGCCCUGGGAACAUGCCAGGGCCCCGGGCUUAGCCCUGUCCCCUUGGAACCAUGACUGGCAGUGUGGCCUCAGGCGAGGCGACUCCUGCAGAGAAGCACAUAGGAGACCUGUGAACUUUAGUCUGGCUGGAGACUCUGCGCACAGAUGCUGGUGACGCGACCGUCCAGAGGGGCCCGAGAGGUGGCCUCCUGCCGGCUUCCAAGGCAGCACCCUGGGACCCCGUGCCGGGCCUGAGGCUGGCACCCUGGAGGUUUCUGGGGCCCCUGGGUG